AUGUCCAAAGUCACGUCAAGUUAUCAGACUCCUCAGCCUUCUCAGCUUGAGCCCCAGAUUGUCCAGAAUCUGCCUGAAAAUCACCCUAUUCAGAUCACUACAAUCCGACUAAAUGGUGACAACUUUCUCCGGUGGUCACAAUUUGUUCACAUGUAUCUCAGAGGGAGAGGGAAAAUUGGCUAUAUCACAGGAGACACGAAGAAGCCUGAUGUGAAGGAUCCAGCCUAUGCUGUUUGGGAUGCUGAAAAUUCCAUGGUGAUGACGUGGUUGGUUAACUCCAUGACUGAAGAGAUAGGAGCAAAUUAUCUCUGCUAUUCUACAGCCAAGGAAUUAUGGGACAAUGUCUCACAGAUGUACUACGAGUUAACUCUACAACUCGGAGAUAUUCGCCAAGGUGAGAACUCUGUGACUAAGUAUUUUAAAUCUCUUAAGAGAAUUUGGCAGGACCUGGACUUAUUCAACGAUUACAAGUGGAAGUCACCCGAUGACUACAAUUAUUACAAGAAGAUGGUGAAUGUUGGCUGA
Nelumbo nucifera (sacred lotus) is the source of this 525-nucleotide messenger RNA. The record is from RefSeq and is a predicted model, not a curated record. Lineage: Eukaryota; Viridiplantae; Streptophyta; Magnoliopsida; Proteales; Nelumbonaceae.